This is a messenger RNA of Poeciliopsis prolifica (blackstripe livebearer), 6441 nucleotides long. RefSeq names its product obscurin-like. The coding region runs from base 24 to 5237 and encodes 1737 amino acids. The transcript is spliced from 24 exons. Gene Ontology annotation, biological process: cell surface receptor signaling pathway. Gene Ontology annotation, molecular function: transmembrane signaling receptor activity. NCBI's taxonomy places the organism in Eukaryota, Metazoa, Chordata, Actinopteri, Cyprinodontiformes, Poeciliidae. The record is from RefSeq and is a predicted model, not a curated record.
ACGCUCUCUGUCUGGAUUUAAAGAUGGGCGGCACGUUGCUCUGUGUGCCGGGUGUAGUACUUCUCGGUGUACUCCUCUGCAUUGGAAACCCGACAGCCAAAUCAAGGCCUGUCCUGAUUGUGUCUCCGUCGUGGCUGAGUCCUGGAGCCUCAGUGACGCUGAACUGUGAGGUUAAACCUUCAUCAGAAGAAUGGAGGUUCUACUGGUAUCAAGCUGUUCCCGAAGUCUCCCAGAACAAAUACAAAUACGAGCCGGUGCCCGGCAGAGCCGACGGGACCGAAGAGGACUUCUGCAGAAUCAAAGGCCAGACGCACACAGCAGCGUACGUGUGCAGAGCCGGGCGAGGAAUCCCGGAGGUUUUCACUCCGUACAGUGAAAUGAAGUUUGUCUGCCCGAUGAAAGCAAAGCACUACACGGUCGACGAGAUCCAACUGACGUGUCGCGGCGCCUCUGCCGUCUGGAAAGUGAGGCGGUUCAGGCAGUACUACCCGUCCGACUUGUCGGACUGCUCCGUCUGGGGCAAAAUGGCGGGACCCACGUGCACCUUCAGCAGCCGCUGGUACCAGAAAGCGGUGUACUGGUGCGAGUCUGGUUCCGGAGAGUUCAGCAACGCAGUCAACAUCACCAUACACCCGCCCAGGGCGGUCCUGACUGUGUCCCCACCAUGGCUGAGUCCCAAAGCCUCAACAACUCUGAGCUGCCAGGUGGAGCCUCCGUCGCCGUUGUGGAGGUUCUACUGGUACAGAGCUGUUCCCGACCAGUCGAAGUACAGCUACCGAUACGACCCACUGCUCGGCACUCAGAAGGGCACCGCAAAGAACACGUACGUCACUCUGGGACAGAAGCACACGGCGGGAUACGCCUGCAGAGCCGGAAGAGGAAACCCGGAGAUCUUCACUGAUUACAGUAAAAUCACACUGAGCUGGUCCGGAGGGGAGAAACUGUUCACGGGCGACGAGAUCCAGCUGAAAUGUAGCGGGACCCCCGGCCUCUGGAGAGUGAGGCGGUUCAGACAGUCGUCCUACAACUCGGACGUUUCCGACUGCUUCAGCUGGGGGACAAUGUCCGGCUCCUCGUGCACCUUCCACAGUCGCUGGCAGCAAACCGCCGUGUACUGGUGCGAGUCUGGAUCGGGACAGCUGAGCAACGCCAUCAACAUCACCGUGCACGCCGCGCCGAAGGCCGUGCUGACUGCGUCCACACAGUGGGUGCGUCCAGGAGCCCCGGUCACUCUAAGGUGUGAGGUCAAGCCUUCGUCACCAGGAUGGACGUUCUACUGGUACAGAGCUGUUCCCGGACAGCCCGACACCUACAAAUAUCUGCCGCUGCCUGAGAGAACCCGUGAGACUCUGCGGUCCUCCUACGUCAUCCGUGAUCCGAAACACACGGCGGGAUACGCAUGCAGAGCCGCAUGGGGAGUCCCAGAGUAUUUAACCGAUUACAGCGAGCCAAAGAUGGUCUGGUCUGCAGAGACUUUUCCAGCAGUCGCUCUCACAGUGAGUCCUGCCAGAGACAACCUUUACACUGUCGAUGAAGUCCAGCUGACGUGCACAGGAAGCACUGGCGACUGGCGAGUGAGGCGGUUCAGACCGUACUACCAGUCGGACGUAACGGACUGCUCCAUCUGGGGGACCAUGACAGCGUCCUCGUGUACGUUCAGCAGUCCCCAGUACCACAGAGGAGUGUACUGGUGUGAGUCUGCAUCAGGAAAGUUCAGCAAUGCAGUCAACAUCACAAUACUCGCUACACCGAAGCCCGUCCUGACUGUGUCGACAUCGUGGCCGAGUCCUGGAGCCUCAGUAGUUCUGAGCUGCGAAGUCAAACCCGCAUCUGCAGAAUGGAGGUUCUACUGGAGCAAAGCCGUUCCCGACCUGCAGCAGAACAAUUACAGAUACCAGGUGCUGUCUGACGGCGUCAGCGGGACGCACGUCGUGCACGGAGAGACGCGCACGGCUGUGUACGCAUGCAGGGCUGGAAGAGAAAAAGGACAGUAUUUAACUGAAUACAGUGAACCAAAGUUUGUCUGGUCCGCAGAUCCUCACCCAGCAGCGUCUCUCAUAGUGAGUCCUGACAGAGACAAGCUUUACAUCGUUGACGACAUCAAGCUGGAAUGUACAGGAAGCUCUGCUAACUGGAGAGUGAGGCGGUUUAAACAAUCAUACUACAAGGCGGAUUUAUCGGACUGCUCCAGCUGGGGAACGAUGGCCGGACCCUCGUGCACCUUUACCAAUCCCCUGUACCCUAGAGCAGUGUACUGGUGUGAGUCCGGAUCAGGAGAGUUCAGCAAUGCGGUCAACAUCACUGUAGAACCUGCACCGAGGCCCCGGCUGACCGCGUCUCCAUCAUGGCUGAGUUCCGGAGGCCCGGUGUCUCUAAUCUGUGAGGUUAAACCUUCCUCUGCGGGAUGGAAGUACUACUGGUACAAAGCUGUUCCUCUUCUAUCAAAGAAGAGCUACAAAUAUGUUCCACUGCAUGACGUUACUGUAGGGACUGUAAAGAACGUCCACAUCGUCCAUGGACUGAUGCACACAGCAGGAUACGCAUGCAGAAGUGGAAAAGGAAAGCCAGAGCUUUUCACAGAGUACAGCGAACCAAAGAUUGUCUGGUCUGCAGCUUCCAACCCAGAAGCGUCUCUCACCGUGAGUCCCAAGAGAACGAAACUUUUCGCCAAUGAGAAAAUCCAGCUGAGCUGCACGGGAAGCUCGGCCGCCUGGAGAGUGAACAGGUUUAGACAGUCGGACUCGUCCAACUGCACCGUCUGGGGGAAGAUGACCGGAUCCUCGUGCACCUUCACAAAUCCUGAGAGCGACGAAGCAGUGUACUGGUGUGAGUCCGGAUCGGGAAAGUUCAGCAAUGCGGUCAACAUCACUUUGAAACCUGCACCAAGGCCCCUGCUGACCGUGUCUCCAUCUUGGCCGAGACAUGGCGCCUCAAUAGCUCUGAGCUGUAAGGUUGAAUCUUCAUCAGCAGGAUGGAGGUUCUACUGGUAUAAAGCUGUUCCAAAUCGAUCUAAAGGCUACACAUAUAAUCUGCUGCCCGGUAGCAAUAAGGGGACUGUGCAGGACUCCAUUGUCGUUCGUGGUCAGAAACACACAGCGGGAUACGCAUGCAGAGCUGGAAUCGGGAGCCCAGAGAUCUUCACCAAUUACAGUGAGCCGAAGAUGGUCUGGUUAGCAGAUUCUCACCCAGCAGCGUCUCUCACAGUGAGUCCCGCCAGAAAAAAACUAUACAUUGUUGACGACAUCAAGCUGGAAUGUAAAGGGCGCUCUGCUGACUGGAGAGUGAGGCGGUUUAGCUAUUUAUACGGCCAGUCAGACUCAUCCGACUGCUCCAGCUGGGGAGCAAUGACUGGAUCCUCCUGCACCUUCAGCAGUUCGAAGUACCAUGAAUCAGUGUACUGGUGUGAGUCUGGAUCAGGAAAGUUCAGCAAUGCAGUCAACAUCACUUUAAAUUAUUCGCCAACGCCCACACUGUCUGUGUCUCCAUGGUGGCUCAGUCCUGGAGCCUCUGUGACUCUAAAAUGUGAGGUAAAACCUUCUUCUGCAAAAUGGAGGUUCUACUGGUAUAGAGCUGUCCCCGAUCCAUCACAGAAAAACUACACACACGAUCCACUGUCCAACGUUACCAUGGGGACGGUAGAGGACGUCUACAUCGUCUAUGGACAGAGACACACAACAGGGUUUUCAUGUAGAGCGGAAAACCAAACGAAGAGUAUUUCACUGCUUACAGUGAGCCGAGGUUUGUCUGGUCUGCAGGUCAGUGUGAUUCCACUUUAUGAAUUGGUUUAUCGCUCGCUUUAUCCUCACCCAGCAGCGUCUCUCACAGUGAGUCCUGACAGAGACAAGCUUUACAUCGUUGACGACAUCAAGCUGAAAUGUACAGGAAGCUCUGCUGACUGGAGAGUGAGACGAGUUCGACAAUCAUACGACCAGUCAGACGUAUCGGACUGCUCCGGCUGGGGAACGAUGGCCGGAUCCUUGUGUACGUUCAGCAAUCUCCAGUACAAUGUAGCUUUGUACUGGUGCGAGUCUGGAUCAGGAGAGUUCAGCAACGCGGUCAACAUCACCAUGCACCUUGUGCAAACGCCCCGACUGACCGUGUCUCCGUCGUGGCUGAGUCCCGGCGCCGCGGUGACUCUGCGCUGCGAGGGGGAGCCUCAGGCUGCAGAGAGGAGGUUCUUCUGGUAUAAAGCUGUUCCUGAUCUGUCGCAGAUUAAAUUCAGAUACGAUUUGCUGCCUGACAGCGUCGACGGGACAGUAGAGAACUCCUUCGUCGUUCACAAACAGAAACACACAGCAGGAUACGCGUGUAUAGCCGGAUGGGAAAACGUAGAGUAUUCCACUAAUUACAGUGAACCACAGUUUGUCUGGUCAGCUGACGCUCACCCAGCAGCGUCUCUCACAGUCAGUCCAGUAAGAGAAAAAAUUUUCACUUUCGACGAAGUCCAUCUGCAAUGCACAGGAAGCGCCGCUAACUGGAGAGUGAAGAGGACGGCGGAAUCGUCCGCCUCGGACUGCUCCGUCUGGGGGGUAAUGACCGGAUCCCUGUGCACCUUCAGGAGCCGCUGGUUCCACAAAGCGGUGUACUGGUGUGAGUCUGGAUCCGGAGAGUUCAGCAACGCAGUGAACAUCACCAUACACCAUGGAGAUCUGCUCCUGGUGAGCCCCGUCCAUCCUGUGACUGAAGGAGCUCCUGUCACCCUGAGCUGCGUGACGAGAGAACAAGACAAACUCUCCGACGUGAUUUUCUAUCACAACGACAAGCUGAGACAAAACGACGACCGUGGGGAGCUGACGAUCUCCACAGUGUCUCGGUUAGAUGACGGUUUCUACAAGUGUGAACAUUUAGGAAAUGUCUCUCCACAGAGCUGGGUGGCUAUUCAAGCCGUUUUGAAACAGAGCAGCUCUUCAUUUUCUGUAAUGUCGGCCGUCGGGCCGAUUUGUGGAAUCAUCCUCGUUGUUCUCCUGCUGCUUCUGAUUCGCUUCAUAAGGCUCAAAGGCACUUCCUACUUCUAUGACUUAGUGAGACCCACUAAAGAACCUCCAAACGAUCCAAAGAAAGGUCAAAGCAUGUCCUACUCUCUCCUUAACUUUAAAAACACUGGAAACUUGAGGCCCUAUCUGGAACCAGAUGACAUCCCCGUCAAUACUGACCUGAGAGUAGGAGCUGCAGGAAGGUGCAGUCCAGCAGCAGACACAGCCGUUUACUCUGAAGUGAAACCGACCUACGGAUAUUGAUGACGCUGUUUGGACUGAAUGUUAGAGCGGUCUGUUCCAAAAGACAGCUUUAGAUAUACAUGAGUGAGUUACGAUCCAGAUAUCAAAAUAUUUAAUUCAAGAUUGGUUCGAGAAAGCAAUUGCCAUAUUCCAAUGUGGAAACAAAUGCCUUUCAGCCAUGGAGAAGAUAACCAAGACAAAAAUACAGGGUCAGGUAAAACGUAUCUUAUUUCAAGAUGAAAUCAGAAAUAGGUGCAUUUAUCCUAUAAAAUGCAUCAAAUUCUAAAACACUAAACCUGACAUCAUUGAGGUUGAGGUUUACAUUCUGGCUGUAUAGUUUUAAGUGAACACAAGGCAACAAAAACAAGUGUAUGUCACAACCAGGGGCCAGUGGGGGCUUCUGAUAUGGGUGACAUGGGCAACCGCCCAGGGUGGCAUCUUCUAAGAGGCAGCAUGGGCCCCUGCGGUGCCCCCCGCUUUCACAAUCGAGGGAUCUGAAUAAAGCACCAUCACCCCCAACUUGAUAGACUGGUGAUAUCGCUCGUUUGUUUACGUGACUGCAUAGUGAAAGGGUGAGGGGUUACUGUGGUCACACGACAUUUUUCUGACUAAAUCAGAAACAUGAUAAAAGAGGAAGUCCCAGAUGGUUGUGAAUUUAGGCCUGUAUGACAUAAAAAGAGCAGUAACAGUGGGACUUUAGCAAUGACUUUGAAGAACGUCGUCAUUCUGAUGCUUGGAGUCAUGACAUGUGGAAGAAAUAUUUACUGACUGGAGCGACAAGCAGCUGCAGCUCAAGUAAUGAUGACGGGUUUGUUACACAAGCGUUUGGUUUUCAUAACCACCAGCUGAUGUGUCACAAGUUCGUGGAUUUCUGAACUUCCUGCUGAGUAGUGUCGAGCGGCGGCCUCAGUCCGUGUUGCCAUGUUUGCUUUUUAAUCAUGGACGACUGAGCCGUCGCCGUGUCGACCUUCUGCUUAAUUAAAAGGACAAAGAUUGAUACGAUGAAUGUUUCUUAAUGCAGAUUUUAAAACCAAUCUAUUAUUUUUUUCUUGUUGAGCUAUGUUGUGUCAUUAGAUGUUAAAUGGAAGACAGUCUGGUUGUCAGAGGUAUUGAGAUGAUUAUUGAAGGCCAAAAGGUUAACGGUUUAGUUAUAUCUAUAUGUCUAAUAAUUCUUUGAUGUUUCUUGGAUCUGACUUGCUAAUCAAAUUAUGUUAUGUGAAAAUAU